Molecule: messenger RNA, 2793 nt
Organism: Dictyostelium purpureum
Lineage: Eukaryota; Evosea; Eumycetozoa; Dictyosteliales; Dictyosteliaceae
Exons: 2
Coding region: 1-2793 (930 amino acids)
Biological process (GO): protein deubiquitination
Cellular component (GO): nucleus; cytosol
Molecular function (GO): cysteine-type endopeptidase activity; cysteine-type deubiquitinase activity
Source: RefSeq, a predicted model, not a curated record
AUGAACAUUAUUGUAUAUCUUAUUAAUAUUAGUAUCAAUAAUAAUAAUAAUAAUAAUUAUAAUAGCAAUAUAGACCAAUUUAUAAAUAACAAUAAUAAUAUAAAUAAAAAUCAAAUAGUUAAUGAUUUUAUUGAAACUUUAGAAAUUAUUAAAUCAAUUCAACAACAGAGUGAUGAUGAAUUUAAAAAUAUUUUUUCAAAUAACAAAAGCGAUACAUUAGAAAUCUUAUGCAACAUAUUUAAAGCAAUCUAUUGCAACAAUGAAAAUAAUAAUGAAUUUGUCAUUUCUAUUUCAAAUGGAUUUACAUCAAAUCAAUUAGUUGAUUUAUUAAACCCAAUUAAACAAAUAUCAAAUAUAAUUAUUGAAAUUAAUGAAAAUUCAAUUCAAGGAUUUAUAAAAAUUGAAGAGAUGCUACCACAAACAUUUUUAUUAAAAUUUAUUAAAUUUAUAAUUCAAGAUUUAGCUACAAUAGGAAUUAAUGAUGGGAAUAGGGGUGAUGAAACUAUAUUAGUCUAUAUUAAAUUAGUUAAAAUAUUUUGGAAUAAUAAUCAACUUAGCUUAAUAGAAAAGAGUAUUCAAGAAAUGUUUUCAAUUAUAUUAGAUAAUAAUAAUAAUAAUAAUAAUAGUGAUAAUAUAUCAAAUGAAAUUACAGGUUCAAUUAUAAAUAUUUUAAAUAUAUCACCUAUUGAACUAAUCCCAUUAUUCAUUAAUAUUAUUGAUAAUGGAAGAGUACAGGAUAGCGAUUUAUUAGAAGUUAUUAGCAAACUUACAAAAUGGCCCCUUACUUUUACAAACUCAAAAUGGAUUUUAGAAACAUUCAUCUCUUUAAUAAAAUCAAAGAAAACAACACUAUUAGCAUCAAUAGUUAUAGAGUGUGCAGAAUCAAUUACUCGACAAAUGUUCAUAUUAGAACUGUUACCAAAUGCAUAUGAAAUCCUUGAAAGAAUGCUACUGGGCUAUCAACACUCACCAGAUACUUUUCAUUCAAUCAUUCCACUAUUUCCAAUUAUAAUAGAGUUUUUAUUCACAUUUUACAAUAAAAUAAAAGGUAUAGAAGAUAAUUCCUCCAUAACUAUAGAUUUAGUGCCAAUAGUAAAAUCAGAUAUCCAGCAAUCAGUAAGAAAAAUACUAUCCAUUAAUGGUGGGGAAAAUGGGUCAUCACUAAGAAAGGAUUUAUUAGUAUUUUCAAUUAAAAGAGUUGUCCAACCUGCAAGAUUCAAGAAAUCAAUCUAUACAACUUUAAACAAAUUUUCAAAGCUAUCAUGGACUUUAAUGUACCACCACACUGGGUACCCAGAGCUAUAUUCCGACUUGAUCCAACUAUUACAUCGUCUGUCACCUCACUUAGAUCCUGUCCCAAGUGAAUUUGAAAUGAAGAAAUUAUUAGAAGAAAACGCAUGGCCAAGCUUAGAUUCUUUAGUAUUUGAAAAUAUUAAAUUGAAAAGAGUUUUAUCCGAUAGGGCUGGUCUUAUUAAUCUUGGAAAUACUUGUUAUAUGAACUCAUUUCUUCAAGCACUCUAUAUGACAAUACCAUUCAGAAAUUUAUUGUUGCAAAAAAUUGAUCAAGAUUUAAUAAACUCAAUUAAAAGUCAAUUUAUCACCAACGUAUCCACAGGGGAUAAUGAAGAAAAUGUAAAGCUUAUGGAACAAAAGUACAGCAAAGAGAUUUUCAAAAGAGCACCACUAUUAAAACAAAUCCAAAUUGUAUUUGCAAAUCUUCGGCUAUCAAUCAAAGAAUCAAUAUCACCAGAUUCAUUUUUAAAAUGCUUAUCAAUUGAAUACCAGUCUGGUUUGCAACACGAUUCUUUUGAAUUUGGAAAAUCCUUAUUAGAUAAUUUAGAUUUAAUUUUUAAAAACAUCAACAAAGAAAAGGUUUUAGAAUUUGAAAGAAAUCAAAAAAAACAAAAAUUAAUCAAUGAUAGUAGCGAAAACAAAAAUACAAACUCAACAAACACUGAAAACUAUUCAAGCGAAAUAUCGAAAUUAUUUGGUGGUAAAUUAUCCAACAAAAUAACCUGUCGAAAAUGUAAAAAUGAAUCAAUUAAAAUCGAAGAAUAUUUAGAAAUACCAUUGGCAUUUAGCGAUUAUAAAAAAGAAAACUAUACAUUGGAAGAAAUGGUCCAAGAUUAUUUAUCAAAUGAAGAAUUGGUUGGUGAUAACAAAUAUCAUUGCGAAAAAUGCAAAAGUUUAGAAGAAGCAGAUAAAAUCAUCAAACUAAACUCCACUCCUCAACAUUUAAUUUUAGGUAUCAACAGAUUUUAUUUUUCAAGAGAAUCAAAAUCAAUUUCAAAACUAUUAAAUAAUGUGGACUAUCCAUUAGAAUUUAAUUUACCCUAUACUCCAAAUAACAAUAAUAAUAAUGAUAGUGAUACUAAUAACAAUAAUACUGAUAACCAAGAUAAACCAAAAUAUUCAAACUAUUCACUAUAUGCAAUAAUAAUGCAUAGUGGCAGAUCCCCAAACCAUGGCCAUUAUUAUUGUUAUGCAAAACCCAGUAACUCAAAACAAUUAGAUUGGUGUUUAUUUAAUGAUAGUCUCGUUCAAAUUUCAGAUAUUAAAACAAUUCAAAAAAUAUCCAAAUCAUUUAGUACAGAUGUUCCCUAUAUUUUAUUUUAUGUUAGAAACGAUACAAAUGAUAUUGAAGAAAACACUGAUAUGAAUGUAACAACCUGGAUCAAAAACCAAAUAGAUAAAGAAAACCAACUUCUACACAACAAAUAUAAACAAAAUUUAAAUAACAAAAAACUAUUAUUGGAACAAUUCCAUGUUAGUGGUCAAUUUAAAAACGAUUAA